This is a messenger RNA of Racocetra persica, 207 nucleotides long. The record is from the annotation of a GenBank genome assembly. NCBI's taxonomy places the organism in Eukaryota, Fungi, Glomeromycota, Glomeromycetes, Diversisporales, Gigasporaceae.
CAAAUCCAUCCUCAACCAACUUUAUCUGGCUCUCACACACCCUCAAAAACAACUCAAACAGGCUCAACAAUAGAUAGUGAUUCUAAAGGUGAAGAAGAGGAGGAACUUGUGAAAACAUCAAACGGUAAUCAUCACAAUGGGGGUGAAUCGAGCGAAGCUGAGUCUGGUAGUGUGACAUACGAUCAAAAAAAGACGAGGAGAAGAAAG